This is a messenger RNA of Symbiodinium pilosum, 474 nucleotides long. NCBI's taxonomy places the organism in Eukaryota, Dinophyceae, Suessiales, Symbiodiniaceae. The record is from the annotation of a GenBank genome assembly.
AUGCAGCAGAUCCCUUGUCUCGUGGACGGAUCUCUGUCUGUCUGGGAGUCCCACUCUAUCGUACGCUAUUUAGCAUCUGGGUAUUCACCGGACCUUCAUCUGGACUCCAUCGAAGGCAUGGCACAGUGUUCACCUUGGAUGGAUUGGGCACUGUUCAUAGACUUCCAUGAGUGCAACUGUCUUAUCCUGGACCAAACCGCGCGCACGAAGCCAGAGGACCGGGAUAUGGGAAAUAUCCUUCGAGGCUACGAGGGCUAUCUGGAGCGAUUCCAGAAGGUGGAGCAAAGACUAGGCGAUACCGGAGGCUUCCUGGCGGGAGAGCGAUUCUCCAUAGCAGAUAUCCCGGUCGGUGUUGAAGUGUGCCGCUUUAGCUGCUGUCUGGAACGAUGUGCGCUUGACGGUUUGCUGUCAGGGUGGAAGCUCCCCUCCUUACCAAAUCUAGCAGCAACUCGGCUUCCAUUGCUUGGGGAUUAA